AUGAGAUUGCUCGUCCUCAAAUUCCUUUCAAUUGCUGGAUUACUGCACACGGCAAUAUGUGCACCAGCUGCCCUGGACAGACGCGACACCAAAUCGUUGCUACUUCGAAGCGCAUGCUCAGACGAAAGUAUGACUGCAGUUACAGUUCACUAUGAGGAUGAAAAGGAGCUACCAGAAAAGACCGUAGUACGGUCACUUGGUAAAGAUUGUGCCACUAUACUCCCACGCAUCGACAAGAAAAUCACAAAGUAUACAGUCGAUCAAGCGAAUUCAAAACUCGGGGAAUUGACACUGUGCCAUCUUAAAGAUUCAGCAGGUCAAACUGUUGGAAUGUCUAGCGAUGGGGUUGGGCACUUUUCGAAUAUUCACUAUCAUCUCGCAGUACCACAAACUGUCUGGAGUGUCUGGUGUGAAGAGAUCGAGAUGCAUGCUGAGCGAUUCGUCAUCAGAACUGUGGUCAGAGAUACGGAACAGUCCACCUGA
Messenger RNA from Glarea lozoyensis ATCC 20868, 483 nucleotides. RefSeq lists its product as uncharacterized. Lineage: Eukaryota; Fungi; Ascomycota; Leotiomycetes; Helotiales; Helotiaceae. Bases 1 to 483 code for a protein of 160 amino acids. The record is from RefSeq and is a predicted model, not a curated record. The transcript has 2 exons.